AUGUGUGGAUUCCUUCCAUCAAACGAAGUUCACAUUUUUGGCUAUGCGAGGACUAAGAUUACAGAUGAUGAGCUAAGAGACCGCAUUCGGGGAUAUCUUAUAAAUGACAAAGGCGCUUCAUCCAAGGACUUGGAAGCUGUAACUGAUUUUUUGCAACUGAUCAAAUAUGUAAGUGGUGCUUAUGAUGCCGAGGAGGGGUUUCGGCUAUUGGAUAAGGAAAUUUCAAAGCAUGAAGUCUCAAAACAUAGCGCAGAAGGAUCAUCUAGGAGACUCUUUUAUCUUGCACUUCCUCCAUCGGUAUAUCCAUCUGUCUGCAAGAUGAUCCGGCAUUUCUGCAUGAAUAAAUCUGAUCUUGGUGGAUGGACACGGGUUGUUGUUGAGAAGCCGUUUGGCAAGGAUCUAGAAUCUGCCGAGGAACUCAGUUCUCAGAUUGGAGAGUUGUUCAAGGAAUCACAAUUAUAUCGCAUUGAUCACUAUUUGGGAAAGGAGUUGGUGCAAAAUUUGUUGGUCCUUCGUUUUGCAAACCGCUUCUUUUUGCCCCUCUGGAACCGUGAUAACAUCGACAAUGUACAGAUCGUGUUUAGGGAGGAUNCAGUACGGGUAUGA
This is a messenger RNA of Trema andersonii, 606 nucleotides long. The record is from the annotation of a GenBank genome assembly. NCBI's taxonomy places the organism in Eukaryota, Viridiplantae, Streptophyta, Magnoliopsida, Rosales, Cannabaceae.